Dovyalis caffra is the source of this 1359-nucleotide messenger RNA. NCBI's taxonomy places the organism in Eukaryota, Viridiplantae, Streptophyta, Magnoliopsida, Malpighiales, Salicaceae. The record is from the annotation of a GenBank genome assembly.
AUGGCUGAGAGUUUAGAUGACGGCGAGUUUUGGCUGCCUCCUCAAUUUCUUAUAGACAACGAUACAGUACUCAUGGAAACGAAUAGUGAUAGUAACCUGAAGAACGGGAGCAUUAAGGACUUGCUUGGCUUCUCUGAAACUGAGUAUGGGAAAUCGUUCUUCCCUUUCGAGUUUCCUUAUGGGUCUGGUUCCUUGGGUUUUUCUUCGGAUAUCAGUUCUCCUGUUGAGUCUGUGGUUGGCUCUACUGAAACAGAGAGUGAUGAAGAAGAUUACCUUGCUGGGUUAACUCGUCAAAUGGCUCACUCCACUCUUGAAGAUGAUUUCAAGAGCAACGACCUUUCUUUCGGCACCGAAAAAACUAAGGGUUGGGUUGUGUCUGGAUCGCCUCAAUCAACGCUUUGUGCAGUUGGAAGCGGCUGCGGUUGUAGACAAGGGUCAAGCCGUGGAAGCCCAGAUGGAUCUUCACCACCAGCAACUUGGGAUCUUCUGUAUGCGGCUGCAGGAGAAGUAGAGAGGAUGAGAAUGAACAACGAAGAAAGGUGUGGUUUUAAAAACCGAAGUAGAGGACUAUUAGGUCCACCAAGAAAACCCUCUCCAAUUUCUAUUCCGUUGAAAAAUCCCAACUCUGAUGUUAGUCUCUACCAACACCAGCAGUCCCUUUCUUACCAGAAGUUGCAGGCAUCCCAAUUUCAGCAGUUGAGAGUACAACAAAUGAUCCAGCAGCAACAACAGAGUGCUUGGGGAGGGCAAAACAACAGUAAGGGGACUGGAGUAUUGUUCCCUCAACAGCCGCAGCAAACUCAGUCUGUGGUCCAAAACAGAGGGAGGAAUCUCACUAGUGUUAGUAGAGGACCAUUGGGUUUGUCUGCAUCUGCUUGGCCUCCUUUACAAAACAGCAUACAGCAACAGCAGCAGCAUAUCCAACAACAGAACAACAAUCAUGGUGGCUAUGGCAUGCAGGCUGUGUUCCUUGGUAACCCAGGAGCGAAAAGAGAAUGUGCUGGUACUGGGGUUUUCUUGCCUCGUCAAAUCGGUACCCGAACCGAAUCUCGGAAGAAGUCGGGGUGUUCCACAGUUCUGCUUCCCGCGAAAGUGGUACAAGCCCUCAACUUGAAUUUAGAAGGAAUGGGUGCGCAGGCCCAGUUCCAGCCUCGGUUUAAUGGAAGUUUCACAACCGACACUGAUGCUGCUGCUGCGGCGGCUAGGGUUCGCAACAAUAACAUUCUCUCUCAUCAGAAGCAGCAGCGCAAUAGCAGGGCACAAGCAGUAAUGAACAAUGAAGACUAUAAACAGAAGGUAAGGGCUGGCCAGUUGCUUUCAAAGCAGAUGGGGAUGGCCUGCCAGCAAGCUAUGGAGUAA